Messenger RNA from Knipowitschia caucasica, 1134 nucleotides. Lineage: Eukaryota; Metazoa; Chordata; Actinopteri; Gobiiformes; Gobiidae. The record is from the annotation of a GenBank genome assembly.
AUGGUGUGGAUGGAGCGUGGCACUGGUCUACGAUGGUGUGGAUGGAGCGUGGCACUGGUCGACGAUGGUGUGGAUGGAGCGUGGCACUGGUCGACGAUGGUGUGGAUGGAGCGUGGCACUGGUCGACGAUGGUGUGGAUGGAGCGUGGCACUGGUCGACGAUGGUGUGGAUGGAGCGUGGCACUGGUCGACGAUGGUGUGGAUGGAGCGUGGCACUGGUCGACGAUGGUGUGGAUGGAGCGUGGCACUGGUCGACGAUGGUGUGGAUGGAGCGUGGCACUGGUCGACGAUGGUGUGGAUGGAGCGUGGCACUGGUCGACGAUGGUGUGGAUGGAGCGUGGCACUGGUCUACGAUGGUGUGGAUGGGAGCGUGGCACUGGUCGACGAUGGUGUGGAUGGAGCGUGGCACUGGUCUACGAUGGUGUGGAUGGAGCGUGGCACUGGUCGACGAUGGUGUGGAUGGAGCGUGGCACUGGUCGACGAUGGUGUGGAUGGAGCGUGGCACUGGUCGACGAUGGUGUGGAUGGAGCGUGGCACUGGUCGACGAUGGUGUGGAUGGAGCGUGGCACUGGUCGACGAUGGUGUGGAUGGAGCGUGGCACUGGUCGACGAUGGUGUGGAUGGAGCGUGGCACUGGUCGACGAUGGUGUGGAUGGAGCGUGGCACUGGUCGACGAUGGUGUGGAUGGAGCGUGGCACUGGUCGACGAUGGUGUGGAUGGAGCGUGGCACUGGUCGACGAUGGUGUGGAUGGAGCGUGGCACUGGUCGACGAUGGUGUGGAUGGAGCGUGGCACUGGUCUACGAUGGUGUGGAUGGAGCGUGGCACUGGUCUACGAUGGUGUGGAUGGAGCGUGGCACUGGUCGACGAUAGUGUGGAUGGAGCGUGGCACUGGUCUACGAUGGUGUGGAUGGAGCGUGGCACUGGUCUACGAUGGUGUGGAUGGAGCGUGGCACUGGUCGACGAUGGUGUGGAUGGAGCGUGGCACUGGUCGACGAUAGUGUGGAUGGAGCGUGGCACUGGUCGACGAUGGUGUGGAUGGAGCGUGGCACUGGUCGACGAUGGUGUGGAUGGAGCGUGGCACUGGUCGACGAUGGUGUGGAUGGAGCGUGGCACUGGUCGAGGCGGCGUGUUUUAA